Messenger RNA from Closterium sp. NIES-65, 1884 nucleotides. Lineage: Eukaryota; Viridiplantae; Streptophyta; Zygnematophyceae; Desmidiales; Closteriaceae. The record is from the annotation of a GenBank genome assembly.
AUGCGACAACCCCCCGUCGCACUCGCAGCACGGCCGCUGGACACGCCGCAAGGUGAGUCGCCACUGCUGCCCGAUGCUGCCCCUCCAUCCUCUCACACCCCCCUGACACCCCUCUCACACCCCUCUCGCCCCCGCCUUCAAGUUCUCUCACCUGUAGCAAAAUCCCUAAACAUGCUAACGUGCUGCCGUGCUGCCAUGCAGUUGCGGCUCUUAGGCCUGUCACCCAUCGGCGCGCAGCAAUCAACUGAACCCCUCAGCCUCCCCCUCCCCACUGUCCGCGCCUGCGACCCAGCCACUGCGCCUGCACCCGCCUCCGCUCCCCCUUCCAUCCCCGGAUCCGCACCAGCACCCGGGGCUGACCCAAGCAGCAGCGGCAACAGCAGCAGCACCAAUAGCAGCAGCAGCAGCAGCGCCAGCAGCGGCGGCAGCGCGCCGUUCAACAUGUCAGCAGACAGCAUCAAGCACGGUUACGACUUCUCCUGCCUCUUUAAAGACGUCCUUAGCACCGACUGCCGGAACAAACCCGCGAGCCCCUGGGCCGUUAUGACCGCCAUGAUCAUCUUCACUAUAAUCGGACUCAUUAUAGGCGUGCCUCUCUGCAUCCUCUACCGCAACAGCCAGGCCGCGAAGAGAAAGCUCUUCGCGUGUUGCUGCCCGCAGAGAUUGGAAGAACUGGCGGAGGAGGAAGAGGCGAAGAGAAAGGCGAAAAUCGCGCAGCCGAGGCCGUGGGAGCUGCAGCAGCCGGGGAUGACAUUCUCUCUAAAGGGCAGCGGCAGGGGGGAGGAGGAGGAGGAUGGGGAGGAUAGCGACUGGGUGCGGUCGGAAGAUGAGGAGCACGUGGAGUGCGGGCGAGGGAGGGGGGGCGGCAGCAGCAGCAGCAGCCGGGAUGUGAAGCCGCCUGUUCCGCGCUCAAGGAGCUCCCAGGGAGGCACAGCAGCAGGAACAGGAACCGGAGCAGCAGGGGGAGUGCCGCGGGCUGUAUCGGGUGGUUCCUCCGCCUCUGGUGGUGGUUUCUCCAGUGGUGUGCGGCGAGUGGCGGCUGCUGGGCCCGCAGGCAGAGGGAGGGGCGGCGGAGGGAUGGGGAGAGGGAGAGGGGGAAGGGGAGGCAGAGGGGGAGGGAGAGGAAGGGGAGUGCCGCGGGCGAUGUCAGCACAGGGAGCAGUGACGCGCUCAGUCUCUGUGGAGGCUGCAGCGCCAGGGAGGGGAGUUGCGGGCGGGCAAGGUGUGCCCAGAGCGGUGUCUGCAGAAGCCGCCAUGCACACGGGAGCGGACAGUCAGAGAAUGCUGCCAGGGGGAGCAGGUGGUGCUGGGGUGGGCGGUUUUGGUGCAGGAGGCACAGCAGGGACAGCGGAUGGGCUGACCCGGGCCGGUCCCAGAAGCACCGUGCGUUUCAUGAGCAGUGAUGGGCGAGACGAGCGGGAGCACUGUGGCGGGAGACGGGAUGAGGAUGAAGAGGAGGAGGAUAUGGGCGGGGGUGCGGAGUAUGAGUAUGAUGAUAUUGACAUGGACUCGCCUGGGGGGCAUGGCGGUGCGUAUGCAUCAUACAGCCAUGGCAGGAGCGGCAGCGCUGCUGCUAUUCGCCAGCCGCCCCGCCACAUGCCGGCACCCACACGCGACUAUGAUGACGAGGAUUCGGACCCGGAUGACGUGGAGGAAUACACUCCUGUGAGGGGGCCACGUCAGCAGGGGAUGUCCGGGCGGCAUGAGUAUGAGUAUGACUCGGGACCAGGGAGUCGGAGGGGGCUGGGAAGUGGAAAGAGGGUAGGGAUUGGACGGGAAGCAGGAAGGGAUGAUGGGAGGGAGGAGGCACGCAGACCACUGCACGCGGCAAGAGGUGAUGAGAGAUAUGAUUCGGAUGAGUCAGAGGAUCUAUAUGAUGAUUGA